Centropristis striata (black sea bass) is the source of this 1252-nucleotide messenger RNA. RefSeq lists its product as uncharacterized. NCBI's taxonomy places the organism in Eukaryota, Metazoa, Chordata, Actinopteri, Perciformes, Serranidae. The transcript has 6 exons. The record is from RefSeq and is a predicted model, not a curated record. The coding region runs from base 89 to 811 and encodes 240 amino acids.
AGCUGUGAGUCAGCAAGAUAGCAGGACAGACGCUCGGAGCAGGACAGGGUAAACAAGCUUCCUUACAGAUCCUAGGGCAUUUUUCUCCAUGUAUAUCAAAUUUUGGCGCAGUUAUGGCGAGGAUAAAAAGGAUGAAGCCAAUGGAAAGUUGUCCUCUGAUUUAUCUGUCGAACUGGAGGGGGAAAAAGGCAAACAGAGCGAGGUAAACACCUUCUCAGGCAAACAGACCGAGGGAAACAUACGUCUGUACCGUGCUGUGUGUUUAUUCCUCACUAUAAUCUGUCUGAUCCUGCUGCUGGUCGUCAUUGUCCUCAGCACGAAACUCUGCACAGAGAGAGAGGAAACUGCACCAGCAGAGAGGAAACCUUCUCCAUUUGCUCCAACAUGCAGCCAGGAGGAGUGCCAGGCUCUCUUCCCCAACAUUCAACCCCAACAUCUCGGCUGUCGGCAGUGUGCUAAUGGGUGGCUGACUUUUGGCACGUCCUGUUUUUACCUGUCCACCUUCAGGCUGAGCUGGGACGAGAGCCAGAGGAACUGCAGCUCCAGAGGAGGAGCUCUGGCUGUUGUUAGCAACAAGAGAGUUCAGAGUUUCCUGACUACUAAAGGGAAGAUGCAAUACUGGAUCGGGCUGAGACAGAAAGGAGCCAAAUGGUCCUGGGUCAACAACGCUGUGCUGCAAGAGAGUUUUUGGGCAGACCCUACAUCAGAAGGGAACUGUGGGGUACUCGACACUGAGAGUCCACCUGAGAAGAACUGGGACAGAGCUUCCUGUGAACUCUCCAGCUACUUCAUCUGUCAGCUGCAUCUCUGAAAGCCUUUGUCUCUUUUUCAUCAGAAUAAUGAGCAAAACAAUACUCUGCAUCAACUCCUCCAUAACAUUUAAAAUCAUGUCUCUUUCUACUUUACACUCCAAUCAAUAAUAUCCAGCAAGUAAGAAAAUAAAGCUUUUUAGUUAUAGUUGUAUUUGUAAUAGUUUAUAGUUUUAUAUUGAUGCUUUGAGAGCAGAUUUCAUGUUUUAUUUUAUUAUAUAUAUAUUAUAUUUUCUUGUAGCACUGUGCUGCCUUAUUUGUAUUCUACCAUGUCACAUCUAUGCCUUUAAGCUCUUAUCAGAGAACUUCCCUCUUAUAUACUGAAUGAUUCAAAUAACAGCUGUCUGACUUUUUAAAAAACGAGGGCCAGUAAGUUUGUUUGUUUGCUUCAACAAGGUUUUAUUCUCUUAUAAAAAGUUCAUGCAACUACAUAAUAAGUUGAA